UAAUUUUCCGAUCCCAAAAAAAAAAAAACCCUCCUUUUUCCUCCAGUAGUCUUUCCGGUGACCGUGGGUCUUCACUUCUAGUCUUCUCCCGUGGGGUUUUUCUCAUCUUUGCACAGCCCGUGACCUCUCUCUGUCUCUCUCUCUCUAUCUGAAAAGAAACCCCCAGCCGAGAAAUUUCCUGUAUUGAUUGAUUUGAUUGAAGUUAUAUAAUCACAGUUACAAGCAAUCGAAACUCAUUUGGAAAUUGGAUCUGAAUUCUCGAGGAAACCAUUAACAUUCCCAUUGUCAUGGCAUCCCCAAAUCAACAAACCCCACAGUUUGAUAUGCACAAAUUCUUCAUGCCCACAACCACGGCAACAAUCCAAAACCCUUCUCCCAAUCUCAUGAUUCCUCCGACCUCAAUCCCUUCUUCUUCGUAUCCUCCUCUUACCGGUACCCACUCCAACUUCCGCUUCCAAUUCCCUCAGCAAUUCCACCACGCCCCCUCGUUUCCGUUGCCCAAUGACAACCACCACCACCACCACCCUUCUCCUCCUGCUAUCUCUAACAUGCCACAGCGUUCUAUGUCAUAUCCUACACCGUCUCUUCAACCUCAGCCCCAACAGCACCAGCAGCAGCACCGAAACCCUUCUCCUCGCAAGAAUAAUGAGCGUAGUGGGGCUGAAAUAAUGGCCCUCCUCCGCCCACCCCCUUCUCCGCCGCUUAAUCAAGAACCGUCACCGCAGCCGCCUCAAUUGCUUCAGCAUCAGCAUACCCCGGAAUUCAGCAACAAUAUUCCGCCUGUGGGACCCAUUAGGAUGCCGAGCAGCAAGAUGCCCAAGGGAAGGCGGAUUUUGGGUGACCAUGUGGUGUAUGAUGUGGAUGUGAGAUUGCAAGGGGAGGUUCAGCCUCAGCUUGAGGUUACCCCUAUCACUAAAUACACUUCGGAUCCUCAGCUGUGCUUGGGAAGGCAAAUUGCCGUCAAUAAGUCUUACAUUUGUUACGGGUUGAAGCAGGGCAAUAUUAGGAUUCUCAACAUCAAUACUGCUUUGAGGUCCUUGUUUCGCACCCAAUCUCAGAGGGUCACCGAUAUGGCUUUCUUCGCUGAGGAUGUUCAUCUCUUGGCUAGUGCUGGCCUAGAUGGACGGAUUAAUGUCUGGAAAAUUUCUGAAGGUCCAGAUGAGGAAGAGAAGCCUCAAAUUACUGGAAAGACUGUUAUUGCUGUUCAAAUAGUAGGAGAGGGGGAAAUUAAAAAUCCACGAGUUUGUUGGCACUGCUAUAAACAAGAAAUUUUGGUUGCUGGAGUUGGUAAACAUGUUCUUAGAAUUGAUACUAACAGAGUUGGAAAGAAUGGAGUAUAUUCAUCAGACGUUCCUCUUCAGAUUCCUGUUGAUAAACUGAUUGAUGGUAUCCAGUUGGUGGGCAAACAUGAAGGAGAAGUGACUGAUUUAUCAAUGUGCCAGUGGAUGACUACCCGUUUGGUUUCUGCUUCUAUGGAUGGCACGAUUAAGAUCUGGGAAGAUCUCAAGGCGGUGCCUCUUGUGGUAUUGCGACCACAUGAUGGGCUGCCUGUGUACUCAUCUACCUUCUUGACUGCUACCAACCGGCCAGAUCAUAUCACCCUUAUCACAGCGGGGCCCCAGAAUCGGGAAUUGAAAAUUUGGGUCUCAGACAAAGAAGAAGGAUGGCUCCUACCUAGUGACGCAGAUUCAUUGACUUGCACCCAGACCUUAGAGCUGAAGAGUUCAGCUGAACCUCAAGUUGACGAGGCGUUCUUCAAUCAAGUUGUAGCUCUAUCCCAAGUGGGUCUCCUCUUACUUGCAAAUGCAAAGAGGAAUGCCAUAUAUGUUUUGCACUUGGAUUAUGGAUCUAAUCCAGCAGCAACCCACAUGGAUUACAUAUCAGAGUUUACUGUUACCAUGCCUAUCUUGAGUUUGACAGGGACUAGUGAUGUUUUACAUGGCCAAUAUGUUGCUCAGAUUUAUUGUGUCCAGACACAGGCUAUUCAGCAGUACACUUUGGACUUAUGCCAGUGCUUACCGCCACUGUUAGCAGAUGUGGGUUCCGAGAAGUCAGAACCCAAUAUUUCACACGAUCUAGCUAAUACUGAAGGAGUUCCUCCUCUGGACUCAAGUGGAAAUAAAUUUUCCGAUAUCCCUACAAGUUCUGCUUCAGUGGGUGCAGCCAUUUUGCGUGAUAUUUCCUCUUCUGAUAUUGACUCUAAGCCUCUUGUUUUCACCCCUUCUAUUAGUGAUGCUGAGAUUGCUUGUGUCACAUCAUCUCCUCUUUCCCUGACACAUAAGGGUUUCACUGAGGUUACAGUUGCAGCAGGGCUUGAGCCAGGCCUGCCACCUGGUGACCAAAGUUCAAAUCAGGCAGUAAUUGAUUAUUUAGUUGACCAGCAAAUGGACACUAUUCAUGCAAACUUAUCAGAUGUUCAUUCCUUAGAUGGUGAUGUGAGGACUGAUGAGAUUAAAGGCACACGAGAUGAAAGCUCUAGCAUCCUUAAUCCUUCUAUUAUUUUUAAACACCCAACACAUCUGAUAACUCCUUCUGAGAUUUUAAUGGGUGCUUCAUCCCCUAGUAAUAAUAGUAAUAAUAAUGAGGUCAAGGCUGAGUUUGAAGCAAAUAUUCAAGAUGUUGUCAAUAAUGAUGUCAAUAAUGCAGAGGUUGAGGUUAAAGUAGUUGGUGACACAAAAUCUACUCAUAAUGAUGAAUUUGGUCUCCGAGGAGAAACAAAACACCUUAUUUCAGAAAAAAAGGAAAAGUAUUUUUGCUCUCAGGCUUCAGAUCUUGGUAUUGAGAUGGCCAAGGACUGUUGUUCCAUAUCAGCAGAAACUCAUACAAUGGAGGAAUCUCAACAAGUUGAUGGUGUAGAUGUGGCCAAGUUUCUUGCCCAACCUGCUCAUACAAGUGAGGAAGAAGUCGAUGACUCCACAAAAGAUACAUCAGGGAAAUCAUCUGAGUCAAGUAUGCCUGCAAUAGUUCAACAAUCAACAUCUCCAAAUAUGAAGGGAAAGAAGCAGAAGGGAAAAAAUUCUCAGGCAUCAGGUCCAUCUUCUCUGUCUCCAAGUGCUUCUAAUUCAACAGAUUCUUCAAAUGAACCAGCUGGCACUUCAAGUCUCCCAUCUUUGGAUGCUGCCUUUCCUCAAAUUUUUGCCAUGCAGGAGAUGCUUAAUCAGCUAGUGACCACACAAAAGGAAAUGCAGAAGCAGAUGUCAAAUAUGGUUGCUGUCCCUGUUUCAAAAGAAUGUAGAAGACUGGAAGCAGCUUUAGGGCGGAGCAUAGAGAAAGCUGUCAAGACAAAUAGUGAUGCACUGUGGGCUCAUAUUCAAGAAGAGAAUGCAAAAAAUGAAAAGCUAUUGCGAGAUCGCACACAACAAAUAACAAGUAUGAUCUCUAACUUUGUCAACAAGGACUUGACAGCCGUGUUAGAGAAAGCAGUGAAGAAAGAAUUGGCUUCAGUUGGGCCUGCUGUAGCUCGUACAGUUUCUCCGGUUAUUGAGAAAACAAUAUCUUCAGCAAUUGCAGAGUCGUUCCAGAGAGGAAUCGGUGAUAAGGCAGUGAAUCAACUGGAGAAAUCAGUUAAUUCAAAACUUGAAGCAACUGUUGCUAGGCAAAUUCAAGCACAGUUCCAAAUUUCUGGCAAACAAGCUCUCCAGGAUGCCUUGAAGGCUGGUCUGGAAGCUUCAGUAGUCCCUGCCUUUGAGAUGUCAUGUAAAGCUAUGUUUGAGCAAGUAGAUUCGACCUUCCGUAAAGGGAUGGUUGAACAUACAACUGCAGCUAAACAGCAUUUUGAAUCUGCACAUUCUUCAUUGGCCCUUGCUUUAAGAGAAGCCAUCAACUCUGCUUCAUCAUUGACUCAAACAUUGAGUGGGGAGUUGGCUGAAAGUCAAAGGAAGCUGGUUGCUCUUGUUGCUGCUGGUGCAAACUCAGGUUCUGUAAAUCCCAUGGUUACACAACUGAGUAAUGGACCUUUAGCUGGCCUCCGUGAAAAGGUUGAGACGCAUGUGGAUCCAACAAAAGACCUAUCAAGAUUGAUAUCUGAACACAAAUAUGACGAGGCUUUCACCAUUGCCCUGCAAAGGAGUGAAGUGUCAAUUGUAUCUUGGUUAUGUUCUCAGGUUGAUUUGCGUGGGAUAUUAGCAAUGGUUCCUCUCCCCUUAAGCCAAGGAGUAUUGCUCUCUCUUCUACAGCAAUUGGCCUGUGAUGCUGGCAAGGAUACAGCUCGAAAGCUUACAUGGAUGACGGAUGUGGCGGCCGCCAUAAACCCAGAAGACGAAAUGAUUGCAGUACACGUUCGGCCCAUCUUUGAGCAAGUAACUCAUAUUCUACACCAUCAACGGAGCUCGCCUACAAUCACUGGUCCUGAGCUCGCAACCAUCCGCGUUCUCAUGCAUGUCAUUAAUUCUGUUCUAGUGACCUAUAAAUGAUUCUCCUAUUCUCACUGUGCAAAUUAUAAUUGGAGUUUUGAGGUAGUUGGAAAUUUGUACAAAAUCUUUGGUGGUUCCUUCAUAUGAAGGGUCUCAGGUAGUUCUCUCUCUCUUUUAGGGGUGUUUUGUAGGUUAGGUUCUAGAGGCAACAACGGCUACGCUACUGUUUUUGUCUUUCAAUAGUUAAGGUGCUUCAGAUUUUUGCGCUUCUUCAGACUGACCUGAUUGAAAAUAUCAAUUUUGAUUUA
Messenger RNA from Manihot esculenta (cassava), 4660 nucleotides. Its product is annotated as enhancer of mRNA-decapping protein 4. Gene Ontology annotation, molecular function: protein binding. Gene Ontology annotation, biological process: deadenylation-independent decapping of nuclear-transcribed mRNA. NCBI's taxonomy places the organism in Eukaryota, Viridiplantae, Streptophyta, Magnoliopsida, Malpighiales, Euphorbiaceae. The transcript is spliced from 12 exons. Gene Ontology annotation, cellular component: P-body. The record is from RefSeq and is a predicted model, not a curated record. Bases 288 to 4412 code for a protein of 1374 amino acids.